ACGUCAAUUUCGAACGCUAGACAUUUUAUUCGUUUCAUAUUUAUACGAGUUUAUAUGGAGGAAAUCUGUCCCAAAGAAAAAGAGUUUCGUGCACUUUUUAGUAGCAAGAGCGAAUGCCUAUGUUCUUCAUCAGGAGUCAUUGCUGAAGAUGCACUGUGUAGUACUUUAAAUCUGCCAUCAUGCGACAGGGCCAAGGACAUUCAGUACAGUCUCUAUUUGGAAAUUGUAUAUAAUCAUCUGAGAUUUGCUGUCGAUAAAGGUUUUUCCUGGCCACAAGUUUGUCAGAUCCCUUACAUUGCUGGGAGCUUGCUUCAGAGAGUUAAAGUACAAAAACUUCCCACGUUUCUGAAGUACCUCUUUACUCAGUCGAGCAAUUGGUCGCAGAUUCUCGGUCCUCGAAACUAUAAACUCUACAUGGAAUUCCUGUGCCAGAGCAUUGUACAACAUUUUCUGCUCUACAAGUAUGUCUUCAGUUUCGUACCCCGGAAGGUUCCCCAGCUUAAUCUCACCGUCUAUACACCCGUUGAACCCUAUUCACUGUCUGAAGGAAAACCGAUUGAAAUUUGGAACUACGAGCAGCAGUUCGCCGAAUUAGUGAACGAAGAACAGGAAUUGUUGAAGAAAUAUGAAAGUAUGGAAGCUAAAUGUACCCAAGAGAUGUUUGAUGAGGUUCUAGAUCAAACAGAGGGGGAUUUUGAGAAAGAGGAUGUUGAAACUCUGGUGAAGAAUGUGGCAUCAGUUUUCUGUGACAAAAUCCAAGAUACAUUGAUGGCUAGUGUUGAACAAAAACAUGAGGAAAUGCUGAUUAAUAUCAAGAAAGUCCUCCUACCUCGACCUCCUGCUCUUGGACCUUACACAAAACUGAAAGCAAGAGCUACAGCACAUCUCACGAAAAAACCUUCACAAAUCAGCAACAAUGAGAUUUGAACUCUCUACCAUCACGCUACCUGGCUGUUUGCUGCUUGUCUGACAAUAACUUAAUAAAUAUUAGGUUUUAUUUAUUUCAAACUCU
Messenger RNA from Octopus sinensis (East Asian common octopus), 1012 nucleotides. RefSeq lists its product as uncharacterized. Bases 55 to 927 code for a protein of 290 amino acids. The transcript is spliced from 5 exons. Lineage: Eukaryota; Metazoa; Mollusca; Cephalopoda; Octopoda; Octopodidae. The record is from RefSeq and is a predicted model, not a curated record.